AUGGAGACUAACAGCUACACCUCAGGUCUAGCCACCACUGACUGGACUGGGACGGUGGCCGGCCUGGAGGGAAUGGGACUUCUUCAGGAGCAGGGAGGAGGGGGCUUGCCCAGUGGCCCGGCGUCCUGGUACACGCCGUACUCGCUGUCCUUCCAAGUGUCACUCACCGCCUUCCUCAUGCUGGAGCUGGUGUUGGGUUUCAGCAGCAACCUGACUGUGCUGGUGCUCUACUGCUCUCAAUCCAAUUUAGUGGACUCGGUGAGCAAUAUGGUGACUGUGAAUCUGCAUGUGCUGGAUGUGGCAGUGUGUGUGCUGUGUCUGCCCCUCACUCUGGUGGUUGUACUGCUUCCUCCAGGACCAAACAUGCCCCUGCUCUGCUGCUUCCACGAGGCCGGUGUAUCCUUUGCAAGCAUAGCCACAGCCAUCAACAUCCUGGUCAUCAGCUUGGACCGAUAUGACAUCUCAGUGCGACCAGCCAACAGGUUGCUGACCACACGUAGAGCAACGCUGCUCCUUGCUGCAGUUUGGAUCACCUCGGUAGCUGUUUGUUUUAUCCCAUUCUUGGAGGUGCAGUGGUCCAGUGGAGAAGGAGCUGAGGAAAGAGGGCAGGUGACAUCCUUGUCGUUGUCCACACAUGGUGUCAGUGCUGCAGUGGUGCCAGCGUGGCGUAACCAGACACUGCUGUGCUUCGGCGGGCAGGGCUUCCACACAGGUGUGGCUAUGUACUAUCACCUUAUUCUGCAGGUGCCCAUCUUCUUCACCACAGUGGCAGUCAUGCUCUUUACCUACUCCAGAAUACUGAGAGCUUUAAACAUCCGCAUUGGCUCCCACAUGAAGAAGGGCCAGCGGUUCAGGGACACCUCUUGCAGGGGGACCCACAGGAGAGAGAAGAAAAAGAAGGCGGCGCUCAGAACCAAUGAUGGGGGGCAGGUAGUAGGGGAGCGAUGCACCACAGAUUGUACCAAACAGCUCUGCCACCCUCCCCUAAUUCCUUCCCCCUCCCCCACAGCCACAGCCACCUCACCCCCUGCCCUGUCCUCCGCCCCACUCGUCGCCUCUGACACAGGUGCUGCGACCGCCAUGCCCCCCACCCUGGGCGUCCAGGCCUCCGUGUCUGCCAUCAUUGCCCUGAGAAGGGCAGUGCGGCGACACAGGGAUCGGCGAGAGCGACAGAGGCGGGUGUUCAGGAUGUCCCUCAUCAUUAUCACCACGUUCCUGGGCUGCUGGGCUCCCCUCUCUGUGACCAACAUACUAAUCUUGGGUAUAGGCCCCAGUGACGCCCUGGUCAGCCUACGCCUCUGGUUCAUAGCCCUGGCGUACGGCACCACCGUCUCCCACCCUCUGCUCUACGCCUUCACCCGACAGAAGCUGCGCCGUGCCCUCCGUGCUAAGGUCAAGAAAAGGGUGGUGUCCCUGCUCCAGGUAGACCCCUCACCAGGGGGCACGGUCAUACACAACUCCUGGGUAGAGAACAAAAAAACCAGCCGGCAAGUGCGGCUGGAAGCAAGCAAAGGUACUGGCCGCUGCCUGGCAGAGGUCCUGUGA
Messenger RNA from Anoplopoma fimbria (sablefish), 1545 nucleotides. RefSeq names its product G-protein coupled receptor 22-like. The transcript has a single exon. Gene Ontology annotation, biological process: G protein-coupled receptor signaling pathway. Gene Ontology annotation, molecular function: G protein-coupled receptor activity; peptide binding. Bases 1 to 1545 code for a protein of 514 amino acids. NCBI's taxonomy places the organism in Eukaryota, Metazoa, Chordata, Actinopteri, Perciformes, Anoplopomatidae. Gene Ontology annotation, cellular component: membrane. The record is from RefSeq and is a predicted model, not a curated record.